Molecule: messenger RNA, 798 nt
Organism: Lobosporangium transversale
Lineage: Eukaryota; Fungi; Mortierellomycota; Mortierellomycetes; Mortierellales; Mortierellaceae
Exons: 2
Coding region: 73-696 (207 amino acids)
Source: RefSeq, a predicted model, not a curated record
GUUUGUUCUUUCCUCUUUUUUUCCUUUUCUUUUCUUUUCUCACUUGUUUCUUCAAUUUCUUCUUUUUCGACGAUGAGUUCCCGUACAACGACUGUUCGUCCUACACGAACCACUACAAAAGCCGAUCAAAACCAAUCGACUUCACAACAACAGGAAUCAACUCCACCUCCAUCUCAAGACCGUUGUGCUCAUUGUAAAAAGUUUUUGCCUGCUGUCAAAGCAGAAUGUCGUUAUUGUCAUUUAAUCUUUUGUAUGGAACACAGACAUCCAGAAACUCACUCCACCGGAUGUGCUCAAAAAGCUCGAGAACAAACUCGACAACAAUUUCAACGCGAUUCAGGACACAUUCUCGCUGCAGAAGCUCAUGAUCGUGGCUCGACUCAUCGUCCUGGUUGGAAUAUCGAAGCUUCUCGUCAAGAAUUACAUCAACGUCUAAAUCAACGUGUUCAAACCCUUAAAGAAUCUUCGGGACGAUCUGGAUCUGGAUCUUCUUCUUCCAACUCUAACACAGGAGCAUCAUCUAAUACAAGUGGCACUGGAAGCUCAAAGAAAGGAAAAGGGUCUUCAGCAAAGAAAUCCAAUAACAAACCAAAGACUUGGGGAUCAGGUGGUGUUCGGUUGGGAGGCGUACCUGGCUCUGGAGCCGGGGCUGGGACUGGAACUGGAACUGGAACUGGAACUGGAAGUGGAGCUUGAGGAUCAUCAAGAGAUGGAAAACAGGCUCAAUAACUUGAGCUUCACUUUAAGCCUUUUUGAUUAGCUUUCCAAUCAUGUAUACGUAUAUACCCAUAGUUGAAC